Solanum lycopersicum (tomato) is the source of this 1442-nucleotide messenger RNA. RefSeq names its product putative leucine-rich repeat receptor-like protein kinase At2g19210. The record is from RefSeq and is a predicted model, not a curated record. Lineage: Eukaryota; Viridiplantae; Streptophyta; Magnoliopsida; Solanales; Solanaceae.
ACAACUAAAAGUCAAAACUUCAAGAUAACAGAUUAAUCCAGAUGUUGAAAGGCUUCCUCUUUGUUUGGCUUAUUGCUUUUUCUUUAGCAACAAUAGCUGUUGCACAAAACAACCAAACAGGAUUCAUAAGCCUAGAUUGUGGAAUACCAGCACGUUCAAACUAUACAGAUAUAACAACAGGACUAUUUUACACUUCAGAUGUAGGUUAUGUCAGUGGUGGGGUGAAAAAUAACAUAUCAUCAAAAUACCAAUCCAAUUCCCUAGAAAGACAAUUUCUCACAGUUACAAGCUUUCCAACAGGGACCAAAAAUUGCUACACUUUGACUCCAGCUCAAGGAAACUCUGGCAGAUACUUGAUAAGGGCAAGUUUUUUCUACGGAGAUUAUGAUAAUGGAAAUGAUCGAUUCCCCUAUUUUGAUCUUUACAUUGAAGAAAAAUAUUGGAUCACAAUCUCAAUUUAUAAUGCUUCUAUACCAAUUCAAGAGGAAAUUAUACACACCCCUUCUAAUGCCUCUAUAAAUAUUUGCCUUGUCAAGUUAGAUACAACAACUCCUUUCAUUUCAGCCUUAGAGUUAAGGCCUUUGAAUAAUACCAUAUACAAAGCAAUACUCAACAGUUCAAUGGAACUUUUUAUCCGUCUUGACUUUGGUUCCUUAACCAAUCAGUACGUUAGGUACAGCAAUGAUGCAUGGGAUAGAGUUUGGAGACCAUUUCAAUUGCCGGGGACAUUAAUUAUUAAUACAACAGAAGAAAUACUUCAGAACACUUUCCAAUUACCAUUGUCAGUAAUGAGCACGGCGUUGAUACCUGAUCCGGAGACUGAUCCCAGUCCCGAUACCUUGACCUUUUUCUGGUACUCUACUAAUGCCACGGACAAGUACUACUUAUACUUUCACUUUGCUGAAGUUGUUAAAUUAUCAGAGACAGAGACGAGGGAAUUUAGUAUUUAUGUCAAUGACAACCUUUAUUAUGGACCUCUGUCUCCUGCCUAUUUGUCCACGACCACAGUGUACACAGUGAAUCCAGGCAGUGGUAUCGAGAGGUACGAUGUGUUGAUUAACAAAACUGAGAGUUCAACUCUUCCGCCACUCAUUAAUGCUAUCGAAAUAUUUAGAGAGCUAAGAGGAUAUAAACCGGAUACUUAAGAUAGAGAACCGAAAAUGAAUCAGCAUCUGACCAUGGGGUGGAGUGAAAUAAAGUGAAUUAUUCAUCAAGGAAAUUGAAGGUCGAGAUGGAGAACUUUUGGGUGUGCGUGUUGUUGUUGUACAUUUCGUUGAAUUUACUCAUCUAUGUGGAUGAAAGCUAGUUCAAUUAAGGCUAAUUUUGAGUUUUACUGUACAGUUUGUUGAAUUUACUUAUCUAUGUUCCACUCCUUUUAUUAUUUCUGAGAUUCAACAAAUUUCAAUGUUGAAAAAUAGAACAUAUGGCUCCUGUUGAUCCUC